Messenger RNA from Ornithorhynchus anatinus (platypus), 1156 nucleotides. It is a transcript of the gene TSEN15, whose product is annotated as tRNA splicing endonuclease subunit 15. The transcript has 4 exons. Gene Ontology annotation, molecular function: nucleic acid binding. NCBI's taxonomy places the organism in Eukaryota, Metazoa, Chordata, Mammalia, Monotremata, Ornithorhynchidae. The record is from RefSeq and is a predicted model, not a curated record. The coding region runs from base 1 to 729 and encodes 242 amino acids. Gene Ontology annotation, biological process: tRNA splicing, via endonucleolytic cleavage and ligation.
AUGUGGCGGCAACGGUUUCCAGGCGCUUGGGGCGGGGCGAGCGGCCUGAACCCGGAAGCGGAACGGGAGAGCGCGGCUCUCGUUCCCCACCCGGAGCGGGGGCGGCGGCGGACCGGCGGGGGACUGAAGCUGCGGGGCACUGGAGGCAUGGAAGGGCAGCCCGGCUGUAGCUCCAGCAGCAGCAGCAGCAGCAGCGGCAGCAGCAGCGGCGGUGGCGGCGGCCGGUCCUGGCCGAGCCAAGGCCUGCAGCCUCUGGGCGCAGCCGGCGGCGACGGCCCGACCAACUGGAUGACCAGCCAUCCCCAGUUUGUGGAGAUGCAGGAAUUAGAAGUAGCAGACAGCUCUCAAGUAUACACAGCAUUCUUAGUUUACUUGGACCUUCUAGAAGGAAGGAACUGGCAUGAGGUGAAGUGUGUUGGAUUAGCAGAAGUCCAGCUCAUCUGUCUCUAUGGUCAGGAGAAAGAAGAAGAAAGCUUCCAGGCUGUGGUACCGAUGUCUGUCCAUGCAUCCCUCAGUCAUGAGAGGAUAAGGGAAAUUAUGACACACGCUUGCAAGCUCCAGCAAGAGCCCGAUUCUCCAAUGUCAAUCACCUUGGCCAUAGUGGAAUCCGAUUCCACCAUUGUCUAUUACAGACUGACGGAUGGAUUUGUCAUACCGGAGCCUCCCGAGGAUGAGGGAGUUGCAGAGAGUAAACAUUGGAAGAAGAAAAAGAGGAAAUGUGUGAGAUGAUUCCUGGACUGUCAAUGGGACCGCUGUUUUCUGGUGGAAGGGAGGGACAGCGGGACCUGCCUGUCCAUAAAUGAGGGUUUCUUCUCCCCUCAGGCUCUUGCCCUGUGGACGGGAGGAACAGCCUGGAAGUUUGGUAAAUGUGUCUGAUUCUUGUAAAUGGAAGGGAAUUGCUUCCCUCUGGCCCUGGACAGGUAGACUCUCUAGCACAUCACAAUAAUAGAUGAUGUAUUUAAUACAGAUUUCUUGAAAGCAUGGUGGGCAGGGGGUUCUGCACUAAAAAUUUGGCAUUCUUAUCCUGGAAGGAAACCUCUGGAGGGAGUGGGACAGAGGGGGAUUCUAAUGAAUAUGAAUUUCAAUGUAGCUGGAUUUUUUUAAAAAAUACUUUGAUUGUGGCUGUUGUAUUAAAAUACUCUGCAAUUCUUUAUAA